Beauveria bassiana ARSEF 2860 is the source of this 1473-nucleotide messenger RNA. Its product is annotated as sterol-C14-reductase. Gene Ontology annotation, biological process: ergosterol biosynthetic process. The record is from RefSeq and is a predicted model, not a curated record. Gene Ontology annotation, cellular component: endoplasmic reticulum membrane. NCBI's taxonomy places the organism in Eukaryota, Fungi, Ascomycota, Sordariomycetes, Hypocreales, Cordycipitaceae. Bases 1 to 1473 code for a protein of 490 amino acids. Gene Ontology annotation, molecular function: Delta14-sterol reductase activity. The transcript has 3 exons.
AUGGCUCUCAAAACAAAGGCUGCUGCAGCCCCUGCCGCUCCGUCACACGGCUACGAAUUCGGUGGUCCUCUCGGUGCCGCGGGCAUCUCUUUUGGCCUCCCGAUUCUCUGCUACAUCUUCGCCUUUGCGUGCAACGACAUCUCGGGCUGCCCGGCGCCCUCGCUCCUGAGCCCCAAGACCCUCUCGAUCGGACAGCUCAAGCGCGAAGUUGGCUGGCCCAAAGAUGGCGUCUACGGCCUCGCCAGCUGGCAAGCGAGCGCUGCCGUGGCUGCAUAUUACCUUUUCAACCUGAUUCUCUACCGUGUUCUGCCCGCAAUCGAAACUGAGGGCACUGUGCUCGCCACUGGUGGCCGCCUCAAGUACCGUCUGAACACUCUGUACUCCAACACGCUUACUCUAUCGCUUCUCGCUGCCGGAACGUUUGCGCAGGGCGCCCAGUUCCCCGUCUGGGUCUUUAUUAGCGAAAACUACCUGCAGCUGCUCACGGCCAACAUUCUGAUUUCCUAUGCCAUCGCGACGUUUGUCUACGUCCGCAGCUUUAGCGUCAAGGCGGGCAACAAGGAAAGCCGCGAGCUUGCUGCUGGCGGCCACACAGGCAACCUUUUGUACGACUGGUUCAUUGGCCGCGAGCUUAAUCCUCGUGUCACUAUUCCCGUCAUUGGCGAGGUGGACAUCAAGGAGUGGUGCGAACUUCGCCCUGGUAUGAUGGGCUGGAUCAUCCUCAACUGCGCGUGGUGUGCCCAGCAGUAUCGCAACUACGGCUAUGUCACCGACAGCAUCAUCUGCAUCACCGUCGUCCAGGCUUUAUACAUCAUCGACUCUUGGUGGAAUGAACCUGCCAUUCUCACGACCAUGGACAUUACCACUGAUGGCUUUGGCAUGAUGCUUGCCUUUGGCGAUCUGGUCUGGGUUCCGUUCGUGUACUCGCAGCAGACUCGCUAUCUCUCUCUUCACCCACUGUCUCUCGGCCCUAUUGGACUGACUGCCAUGCUCUCAUUGAUUGGACUCGGCUUCUUCAUCUUUCGCUCCGCCAACAGUCAAAAGAACACCUUUCGCACGAACCCCAAUGACCCCAGCGUCGCCCAUCUCGAAUACAUUCAAACGAAGACGGGCAGCAAACUGCUCACCACUGGUUGGUGGGGUGUUGCUCGCCACAUCAACUAUCUAGGAGACUGGAUCCAGUCUUGGCCCUACUGCCUGCCAACUGGUCUUGCCGGCUACCAAAUCAUGGCCGCCGGCAGUCUAGUCGAGGAUUCCGUGGGCGCUUUCGUCACGACCGACGGUCGUCAAGUUAUUCAGGGUAAUGCCAAGGGAUGGGGCAUUCCCAUCACCUACUUCUAUGUCGUCUAUUUUGCCGUACUUCUGAUCCACCGCGACCGCCGCGACGACGAAAAGUGUCAUCGCAAGUACGGUGACGACUGGGAAAAGUACAAGAGAAUUGUCCGCUGGAGAAUCAUUCCCGGCAUUUACUAA